Messenger RNA from Monoraphidium neglectum, 1089 nucleotides. RefSeq names its product bifunctional aspartokinase/homoserine dehydrogenase 1. The transcript is spliced from 8 exons. Gene Ontology annotation, molecular function: NADP binding; aspartate kinase activity; homoserine dehydrogenase activity. Bases 1 to 1089 code for a protein of 362 amino acids. Gene Ontology annotation, biological process: aspartate family amino acid biosynthetic process; L-homoserine biosynthetic process. The record is from RefSeq and is a predicted model, not a curated record. NCBI's taxonomy places the organism in Eukaryota, Viridiplantae, Chlorophyta, Chlorophyceae, Sphaeropleales, Selenastraceae.
AUGGGACGCCUGUGCGUGGGUCUCAUUGGACCUGGCUUAAUCGGCAAAUCGCUGGUGCAGCAGCUGGGGCAGCAGACGCCCUACCUUCGUGACAAGCUGGGGAUCCACCUUUCGCUGGUGGCAGUCGCCAACUCUAAGCGGCAGCUGCUGGCUGAUGUGGACGCCGCGCCGCUGCAGCUGGCAGGCGACUGGCUUGAGCGGCUGCAGCUCCAGGGCGCCCCCCUCGACCUCCCGGCCUUUGCUCGCCACGUCAGCGCUCCUGGCGGUUGGGGCGUCAUAGUUGACUGCACAGCUUCCGACAGCGUCCCGGACCACUAUGAGUCAUGGCUGGGGUCAGGGCUGCAUGUGGUGACGCCCAACAAGAAGUACAGCGCCGCCCUGCGCGCGGCGCGCGGCGGCGGCGCGCGGCUGCUGGCUGAGGCGUCGGUGGGCGCGGGGCUGCCCGUGCUGAGCACGCUGCGCGACCUGGUUGAGACGGGUGAUCAAGUGACGCGCAUAGAGGGCAUCUUGUCCGGCACGCUGUCCUACAUCUUCAACACAUUCCGGCCCGGCACCCCCUUCUCAAGCGUCGUGGCCGCGGCCAAGGACCUGGGCUACACCGAGCCAGACCCCCGGGAGGACCUGUCAGGCAUGGACGUGGCCCGGAAAGUGGUGAUCCUGGCCAGGGCCUGCGGCCUGUCUACUGAGCUGGAAGACCUGCGGGUGGAGAGCUUGGUGCCCGAGCCGCUGCAGGCGCUGCCGGGCGCGGACGAGUUCAUGGCGCGGCUGCCUGAGUUCGAUGCUGAGAUGGCGCAGCGCGCGGACGCGGCGGCGGCGGAGGGCGGGGUGCUGCGCUAUGUGGGGGUGGUGGAUGUCGCCAGCGGCACCGCCAGCGUCACCCUCCAGAGCUUCCCCGCCGACCACGCCUUUGCCCAGCUGCAAGGCAGCGACAACCUCAUCGCAUUCACCACGCAGCGCUACGCCGCCACGCCGCUCAUCGUGCGCGGCCCCGGCGCGGGCGCGGCGGUCACGGCCGCGGGCGUAUUUGGGGACAUCCUGCAAAUCGCGCGGUCGGUCGCGCCGCGGCCGGCGGAAGCCGGAAAGGCGUGA